Messenger RNA from Penicillium coprophilum, 690 nucleotides. Its product is annotated as alpha/beta hydrolase. The coding region runs from base 1 to 690 and encodes 229 amino acids. Lineage: Eukaryota; Fungi; Ascomycota; Eurotiomycetes; Eurotiales; Aspergillaceae. The transcript has 2 exons. The record is from RefSeq and is a predicted model, not a curated record.
AUGACCAGUAUCCUCUUUGUUCCUGGCGCCUGGAUCACUCCGGCUUUUUACCAGCCAUUUAUCCACGCUCUCACGGUCGCUAGCUACGAUGUCCACUACGGGGGUUACCCCUCGUUAAACCCCAAGGACCCGCUUGUCGCCGACUGUCAGGCUGACACUGAGGCCAUCACUGAUAUCCUCCAGUCCCUGGUGGAUGAGGGCAAAGAUGUUGUGGUGUUUAUGCACUCCUAUGGCGGUAUGCCCGGCUCUGCGGCCGCUAGCGGGCUAGCCAAAUCGCAGCGGGUGAAAGAGGGCAAGUCUGGUGGCGUCAUUGGACUACUCUACCUGGGCGCCUUUAUCCCCUCUCCAAAUGUCAACGUUGUUGAUGACCCUAUCAAAAACUUUGCGGCCGAUGUCGAUCCGGUCUUGGCCAAUUCCUUAACCAGGUCACUCAAACCGCACUCGAACUUGGCUUUCACCUCACCCCAGCCCCACCCGGCCUGGGCAGAUGAGGCGUUCAAUGGGCGUUUGGGCUUUAUUGUCACCACGGAGGAUGCUGCGGUGCCAAAGGCGGCACAAUCCGGAAUGAUGGCCGCCACUGAGAAGGCCUGGAUUGUCAAGGAAGUGGCGUCCAGCCACUGCGCGCCGUUCCUCAAUCGGAUCGGGGAGACAGUCGAACUGAUUCGGGAGAUCAUUGACCAAUUUCUAUAA